GUCUCUGACUCCCCAUUAAUGUUCAAGUCAUAAACUGUGAGAAACCUUUGCAAACCCAAAUUGUUUUUCAUCAGAAACUGCUGUUGUUGAGGCAAAAAUCAGAUAAAUUUUGAUGUUGCCUGUGCUGGGUUCAAUGGCUUCUUGAUUGCUCAUUUUAGGGGGGUUUGGAGGCAAAAAUUGAGUACUUUCAUUUGAGGGCAACCCAAUAAUGGCUCUUUCAAGCUUGUUCACCACUUUGCUAAUUGGGCUGCUAUUAUCAAGGUCUCAACUUGUGAUUGCUCAACUCUCUCAUGAUCAGACCAUAUUGGUAUCAGUUGGCAAGGAGCUUGGAGUUUCUGGGUGGGGUCUCAAUAGCUCAGAUUACUGCUCUUGGCCUGGGAUUGGUUGCAGCUCAAACAAUUCAAUGGUGGAGAGGCUUGUGCUCUCUCAUCGAGGUCUCCAAGGUAAUGUCACUCUAAUUUCUGAGCUCAAAGCAUUGAAAUGGCUUGACCUUUCAUAUAACAACUUGGAUGGAUCAAUUCCACCUGCUUUUGGGAAUUUAUCUCGGCUUGAGUUUCUCGAUUUAUCUGCUAACAAGUUUGGAAGUUCUAUUCCUAUUGAGUUGGGGAGCCUCAGAAACCUUAGAGCAUUGAACCUUUCUAAUAAUUUGCUCACAGGAGAAAUACCUGAUGAGCUUGAGGGCCUAGAGAAUUUACAAGAUUUUCAAAUCUUUACUAAUAGAUUGAUUGGUUCUAUCCCAAUGUGGGUGGGGAAUUUGACAAAUCUGAUAGUUUUUACUGCCUAUGAGAAUGGAUUUAGUGGUAAAAUUCCGGAUAAUUUAGGCUUGGUUUCAGAACUCCAGUUGUUGAACCUUCAUUCAAACCAGCUUGAAGGGUCAAUACCAGAGAGCAUAUUUUCCACGGGAAAGCUAGAAUUUUUGGUUCUAACCCUGAAUCAAUUGGCCGGAAAUCUUCCUGAAUUGAUUGGCAAUUGUAGAGGCCUUUCCAGUAUUAGAAUUGGGAAUAACAAGUUCAUAGGAAGCAUUCCCAAAGCAAUUGGAAAUGUUAGUAGCCUCACAUACUUUGAAGCGGACAACAACAAUCUCUCCGGGGAGAUUGUCUCAGAGUUUUCACAGUGCUCCAAUCUCACUCUUCUGAAUUUGGCCUCAAAUGGGUUUACUGGAACGAUUCCUCCCGAGUUUGGUCAGCUUACUAAUCUGCAAGAAUUUAUUGUUUCUGGUAAUAGUCUCUUUGGAGAGAUUCCAACAUCAAUUCUGAGGAGCAAGAAUCUUAACAAGCUUGAUUUAAGCAACAACAGAUUCAAUGGCACCAUUCCAGAAACUAUCUGCAAUACAUCUAGAUUGCAGUACCUGCUCUUAGGUCAAAAUUCAAUACGAGGUGACAUACCCCAUCAAAUUGGGGACUGCGUAAAACUCCUUGAAUUGCAAAUGGGUAGUAACUAUCUAACCGGAAGCAUCCCUCCUGAGAUUGGUCAUAUAAAGAACUUGCAGAUAGCACUAAAUUUGAGCUUCAAUCAUCUCCAUGGAGUAUUGCCCCCCGAUUUAGGAAGGCUCGACAAGCUGGUUUCAUUGGAUGUUUCUAACAAUCAGCUCACCGGGAACAUUCCACUUGCACUGAAGGGCAUGCUAAGUUUGAUAGAGGUGAAUUUCUCGAAUAAUCAGUUCACUGGUCCAAUACCCACCUUUGUUCCGUUCCAAAAGAGUCUAAAUUCAAGCUUCUUGGGGAAUAAAGGGCUCUGUGGAGAGCCAUUGAGUUAUUCAUGUGGAAAUUUGAACGGGUCUGACCACAAGAGUUACCAUCACAAGGUUUCGUACAGGAUCAUAUUAAUAGUUAUUGGUUCCGGUUUGGCAGUUUUUGUAUCUGUAACAGUUGUUGUUCUGCUCUUUAUGAUGAGGGAGAGACAAGAAAAAGCUGCCAAAGCUGCAGGGAUUUCCGACGAUGGAACUAGUAGCCGGCCAUCAAUAAUAGCAGGAAAUGUAUUUGUCGAGAAUCUCAGACAAGCGAUAGAAUUUGAUGCUGUUGUCAAAGCAACACUGAAAGAUUCAAAUAAGAUCAGCUGUGGGACUUUCAGCACGGUCUACAAGGCAGACAUGCCCUCUGGGAUGAUUUUAUCGGUGAAAAGACUGAGAUCUAUGGACCGAACAAUAGUUCAUCAUCAGAACAAGAUGAUCAGAGAGCUUGAAAGGCUGAGCAAACUCAGCCAUGACCAUCUAAUGAGACUCAUUGGGUAUGUAAUUUAUGAAGAUGUUGCUCUUCUGCUGCAUGACUACUUUCUCAAUGGGACUUUGGCUCAGUAUCUUCAUGAUUCUACCAAACAGCCCGACUGCAAACCUGAUUGGCCAACAAGACUCUCCAUUGCAAUUGGAGUAGCAGAAGGGUUGGCGUUCCUUCAUCACCUUGCCAUUAUCCAUCUUGAUAUAUCUUCUGGUAAUAUAGUUCUGGAUUCCAAUUUCAAACCUUUGGUUGGUGAAGUCGAAAUAUCCAAACUCUUAGACCCAUCCAGGGGCACAGCAAGUAUCAGUGCCGUUGCUGGCUCAUUUGGUUAUAUUCCACCAGAAUAUGCAUAUACAAUGCAAGUUACAGCACCCGGAAAUGUUUAUAGCUAUGGGGUUGUUUUGCUUGAGAUCCUUACAACCAGACUACCUGUUGAAGAGGCCUUUGGUGAAGGUAUAGAUUUGGUAAGAUGGGUUCACAGUGCUCCUGGAAGAGGGGAAACCCCAGAGCAGAUACUAGAUGUGAGGCUUAGCACCGUCUCAUUUGCUUGGAGAAAAGAAAUGCUCGCAGCGUUGAAGGUCGCGUUACUUUGCACUGAUAACACACCAGCCAGACGGCCCAAAAUGAAAAAGGUGGUGGAAAUGCUUCAGGAAAUCACACAAACCUAAGUGGAAGCCUAUUGCACAGGAGUUUGCCACAAUUCUCAGGAUCAAGAACCCCGUUGUGAGUUAUGAAGACAUCAUGCCAAUUCCAACUAUUUUUUCGGUUAACUGUCAUCCUCCGACAAGGUGGUUGGGGUGGUGCUUUCCUUCUCUGAUUAUCCACUCCUUGUUUUGUAUGAAAAAGUAUGUGAGAAAGGGGGUUCUUGUAAUGUUUUCCAAAUUGAAAAGGAAGACAAGACUUGGGAGGAGGAUAAAUGCAAAGAGGGUUUCCUAAUAUGGAUUUUCCUGCACUGUUUAUUAGGCCUUCAUAGUAUUAUAGAUAUUUUUGGUUCCAACAUGCGUGUGGAG
Ilex paraguariensis (yerba mate) is the source of this 3223-nucleotide messenger RNA. The record is from the annotation of a GenBank genome assembly. Lineage: Eukaryota; Viridiplantae; Streptophyta; Magnoliopsida; Aquifoliales; Aquifoliaceae.